AUGAAGCCCUCAGCUUGCUGGACGUGUCGCUUGCGCCACAAAAAAUGCGACGAGUCACUGCCAAUUUGUGGCGCUUGCGCAGCGCUAGAGAUCGAUUGCCACUAUUCCCUCCAAAAGCCCCAGUGGAUGGAGACGAAAAAUCGUCAGCGUGAAGCCAUGACACUGAUAAAGGGUCAGGUUAAGAGAAGCGCAAAACGUCGGCGCGGAAUUGCCCAAAUGAAGACCAUCGCCAAAGGAAUCGAUGGCAACUCGGGACCCGAUACACCGGGGCCAUGUUCCGAUCCUCUCGCCCAAGAAACUCAUUAUUCAUUGGUUACACCAUCGUCAGAACCAAUUACCUCACCAACGAUAAGUCCGCCUGAAGAUGGCGUAGCCUUGGUUGCAGUAUAUAUGGACUACAUCUUCCCCAUUCUUUUCCCCUUCUACCGACCAUACAUCACCCAAGGCGGACGCGUCUGGUUGCUAUCCCUAGCCAUGAAUAAUACCGGAUUCAUGAGCAGUAUUGUUAGCAUCUCUUCACUCGUCCUGUGGCUUGUCCCUGCUCAUGCUGGCCCAGGACAAGAGGCUUGUGCCUCAAAAACAUUAGACGAAAUUCAUACGCAGGCUAGCGUCGCCCUUGGUAGUAUGCAGCGCGACUUGGAGAACCUUCAUCAACGUGGCAUCAAGAACUGUCUUUCUGAUACCGUGCAACUGCUCGCAAAUAUGAUGCAGCAGCUUAGUUUUGAACUUGCAAUUGCGCCGUCAGGAAACUGGCAGGCCCAUUUGGAUGCCGCUACUAACCUAUUCCAGCAAAUCCUCGAGCAUCAUGGCAAGGUUGGCGCGACUCGGCAAAUGUCCACCGUGCUCAGUAACUUAUCUGGACCUUCUUGGCCGGGUGCAGUUCAUGCCUUGAAUACCGAACAGGGGGUAUUUCGCUUCUUCUCUAGUAUUCUGCUAGUUGCCGAUAUCAUCUCCAGCACGGUACUUGACCAACCUGCAAAGCUACUUGAUUAUCAUUCCGAGCUGCGACACAGCCACUUGUGCCAGAAGCCCAGUGCAAACCUUGAAGAGAUAACUGGAUGUGAAACCUGGGUUCUGCUGGUUAUAAGCGAUAUUUCAACUCUCUCACAGUGGAAGAAAGAUCAGAUGAUAAGUGGCAAGUUGUCAAAAGAUGAGCUGAUUUAUCGAGCGACUUCGAUCGAGAGGAUUCUCAACAACGGUCUUGAUAAGCUAGACCAAUAUGACAAUAGAGAGGACAAGACCCAACACACUCGGCCAUUAGAGUUGCUUCUCAAUCAAUCUGGAUCUCCGUAUGGCUGUUCGUCUGCUUCGUCGAAAGAAUGGUUACCGUUAACGCGGAUCUGGAUUUAUGCGGCCCGCACAUAUACCCUUUCUACUAAGCUGAUCAAUAGUAGCGAGACCUCUGAGCUCGAGAUAAGCGCAAAGCAGUUAAUCCAGUCUUUUGACGGCAUCAAUUCGUCACCAUGGCUGCGGUGGCUCGCCUGGCCGCUUUGUGUGGCUGGCAUCUAUGCCAGUAAAGAGCAACGGCCAGCGAUUUCCAAGAUCAUGGGCUUGAGAGGACAUGGCAGAAGCAAGAUGCAGGUGAAGCUUGUUUAG
This is a messenger RNA of Fusarium venenatum, 1596 nucleotides long. NCBI's taxonomy places the organism in Eukaryota, Fungi, Ascomycota, Sordariomycetes, Hypocreales, Nectriaceae. The record is from RefSeq and is a predicted model, not a curated record.